Molecule: messenger RNA, 2920 nt
Organism: Raphanus sativus (radish)
Lineage: Eukaryota; Viridiplantae; Streptophyta; Magnoliopsida; Brassicales; Brassicaceae
Product: disease resistance protein TAO1-like
Exons: 4
Coding region: 454-2733 (759 amino acids)
Biological process (GO): signal transduction; defense response
Molecular function (GO): ATP hydrolysis activity; ADP binding
Source: RefSeq, a predicted model, not a curated record
AAGAGUCUCUUUGUUUGUUAAUUCUUCCUCCUCACAAGAAAGCUAUACAAUCGUGAUCCUCUCUUGAAUAUACCAAUGGAUUCUAUUUUUCCCCUACCAAUGUUGCUGCUGCUGCAAUCAGCUUCUACGCGUACAAUAUUUUUCAACCGAAAAUCUUCCAGAUGGAUAAGAAGAAGACAAAAGGAAGGGUUUUGAAGUUUCAUUAACCUCAGAAAAGCUAAAAGUGGAAGGGAUAAAGCUGGACGACCUCUUUUUUCUACGAAACUUCCUUUCUCGCUUUAUCUUUUUAUCUCUUAGUCUCAGAAGUCAACAGUUUCUGUGUUAACAAAGCCUCCUCUUUAUCAAUUCUUCCUCCCAGAUCUUGAUCCUAGUAUUAAAUUCCUAUUUAUCCCUUUCUGAUACAAUUAUUUCAACAGAAAAUCUUCCAGAUCUCAUCAUCAAGAAAACAAUACAAUGGCUUCUUCUUCUUCUUUAACUCUUUUGGCACCAACGUCUUCUUCUUCUUCUUCGCCUCCCAAUUGUGAACGCCAUGUCUUCCCAAGCUUCCACGGGGCUGAUGUCCGCAAAUCCUUUCUGAGCCACGUUCUCAAGGAGCUCAGAAGCAAAGGAAUCGACCUAUUCCUUGACAAUGAUAUGGAGAGAAGUAAAUCGAUAGGUCCUGAGCUCGUAGAAGCUAUAAGAGGAUCGAGGAUUGCGAUUGUCUUGCUCUCUAAGAACUAUGCUUCGUCCACAUGGUGCUUGAACGAGCUGGCUGAGAUCAUCAAGUGCAGAGAACGGUUUGGUCAAACAGUGAUACCCCUUUUCUAUGAACUGGAUCCAACUGAUGUAAAGAAGCAGACCGGUGACUUUGGGAAGGUCUUCUUAAAGACUUGCAAAGGUAAAGCACAUGAAGACAUCCAGAGGUGGAAAUGUGCUCUGACGGAAGUGGCUCAAAUCACAGGUUACCAUUCAACAAACUGGAAGACUGAAGCAAAUAUGAUUGAAGAUAUUGCCACUGAAGUUUCUAACAAGUUGAACCUUUCAGCACCAUCCAGUGAUUUCGACUACUUAGUUGGGAUAGAAUCUCAGAUGACACGAAUGAGACCAUUUUUACAGCUAGACUCGGAUGAUGUGAGAAAAAUAGGGAUUUGGGGCCCGCCUGGGAUUGGUAAGACCAUUGUUGCUAGAUCUUUAUUCAACCGUUACUCUCAAGAUUUUCAACUGAGUGUCUUUAUAGAUAAUAUCAAAACAAAGUAUGCCAUACCAGCUUCUUCCGAUGACUACAGUGUGAAGUUGUAUUUACAGAAGCAGCUUAUGUCUCAACUAACCAACGAGACAGGUAUCAGUAUUUCACAUUUGGGAGUCGUCAAAGAUAGGUUGAGAGAUAAGAAAGUUCUUGUGGUCCUUGAUGAUGUGGAUCAUUUAGUACAACUGGAAGCCAUGGCAAAAGAAACUUAUUGGUUUGGUCCUGGGAGUCGGAUUAUAGUAACAACACAAGAUCAAAGGGUUUUAAAAGCAAGUGGGAUCAACCAUAUACACAGGGUGAAAUUACCAUCAUAUGGUGAAGCUCUUCAAAUGUUCUGCAUGUAUGCUUUUGAUCAGAAAUACCCAAAGGAUGGUUUCGAGAAGCUUUGUUGUGAAGUUGUGAAUCUUGUAGGUAGACUUCCGUUGGGGAUAAAAGUUAUGGGCUCAUAUUUUCGGGGAAUGUCUGAGCAAGAUUCGACAGAGGCUCUACCAAGAUUAAAGGCACACCUUGACCGAGAUGGAGAAAUUGCAAACAUUUUAAAGUUUAGUUAUGAUGCCUUAAAUGAUGAAGAUAAAAGAUUAGUUCUCCAUAUAGCCUGCUUUUUCAACGGUGAACGAAAUGGUAUGGUGGAAAGUUGUCUAGAAAAAUCUUUUGAGGAUGUAAGACAAGGGCUUCGCGUCUUAUCUGAAAAAUCUCUCAUAUCUAUUGAAAAUAGAUGGAUAUAUAUGGAUAAGUUGCUAGUCCAACUUGGAAAACAAGUUGUGCGAAAAGAAUCUGUUAGUGAACCUGGAAAACGCCAGUUUUUGAUUGAUGCAAUCGAUAUUGGUGAAGUACUUCAUGAUGAUAAAGCUGGUAGUAGCAGUGUCAUAGGAAUAUCUUUUGAGCAUACGGAGGCCAUAACAUGGACGGGUGAAAGAUCCUUUGAAAGAUUGUCUAAUCUUCAGUUUUUAAAAAUUCAUGGUCAUGGCAUCAAUCCGAAAAGUAUGAAUUACAUGUCCCGAAAACUAAGAGUACUAGAUUGGCGGAAGUUCAACAUGUCAUGUUUUCCUUCAAAUUUUAAUCCAGAGUUCCUAGUCGAACUACGCAUGACUGAUAGCAGUCUUGAGAAAUUGUGGGAAGGAAAUAAACCGCUAAGCAAUCUCAAGCGGAUGGAUUUGAGUUCUUCAAGAAGAUUGAAAGAGCUUCCUGAUCUCUCAACUGCCACUAAUCUAUAUGACUUGAACCUCAACUGUUGCUCAAGCCUGCUGACGCUCCCUUCCUCUAUUGGGAGCGCAAUUAAUCUGAAAUACUUGGAUCUCUGUCUUUGUUCGAGUCUGGUGGAGCUACCUUCUUCUAUGAGAAACCUUCGUAAAUUGUCGAGAUUGGUAUUAUACAAAUGCUCAAAGUUAGAGGUUGUUCUGGCCAACAUCAACUUGGAAUCUCUAGAAGAACUCGAUCUCUCAGGUUGCUCUUUGGCGAAAAGUUGUACUGAGAGUUCAACAGAAAUUGAAGAGCUUGAUCCAUGGUAGGGAGAAAAUCUCGUCUACGUCGACUUGUACUAAGGGGAAUGAAGAAGCUGGUAUCACUCCCAACGCUUCCGGAUUGGCUAGGAGAACAUCCCUCAGAUCGCUCUUUGUUGGAAAAUUAUACCGAGAGUUCAACAGAAAUUGAAGAGCUUGAUCCAUCUAUAGGGAGAAUAUCUAGUCUGCAUGAACU